GGCCUGGUGCAUUAACCUUCAGGUAGAGUGGAGACUUGUGAUUUAACAGCCGCCCCUUCAAAUGGGUACAUUUGAAUUCAAUAAAUCAAAAAGUCAGUCUUUGGAGUCUAACUCAGCUGUUGAGAGUAUGACCAGUCGGGCCACUGGUCUAACUAAUAGUGGCUUUUAGGUGUGGCCUGGUGCAUUAAGCUUCAGGCAGAGUGGAGACUUGUGAUUUAACACCAAUAGAACACCAUUGUUGCUGAUGUUGUGUUUCAGGGAGAGGCCCAAAUGAUGAAGGAUGGGAAGCUGUUCCGAGUGAUUCAAGAAAACUGCUGGGAUGCAAACGCACGCAUAAGUGACAUGGAUCAACAUGGUGUCACAGUUCAAGCCCUUUCUACAGUGCCUGUAAUGUUUAGUUACUGGGCCAAACCUCAUGACACUCUGGAUCUCUGUGUCCUCUUAAAUGAUGAUUUGGCCCAGACAGUGCGCAGCAACCCCAAGAGGUUUGUGGGCCUGGGCACUCUGCCUAUGCAAGCCCCUGACCUUGCCGUGCUGGAGAUGACCCGCUGCGUGAAGGAGCUGGGCUUCCCUGGGGUGCAGAUAGGCUCACAUAUCAACAACUGGGACCUCAACGCAACUGAACUUUAUCCUUUCUUUGCUGCUGCUGAGGAACUGGGCUGCUCCAUAUUUGUGCACCCCUGGGACAUGCAGACAGAUGGGAGGAUGGCUAAGUAUUGGCUGCCCUGGCUGGUAGGCAUGCCGUCAGAGACAACCAUGGCCAUUUGUUCGAUGAUAUUUGGAGGUGUCUUUGAGAGAUUCCCCAAACUGAAAGUCUGCUUUGCACAUGGAGGUGGCUCUUUUCCAUUUACCAUUGGCAGAAUUGAACAUGGGCACACGGUCCGCCCUGACCUGUGUGCAGUCCACAACAAGAUUUCUCCCAGGAAGUACCUCGGCUCUUUUUACACAGACUCCCUCGUUCAUGAUCCCAUCGCCCUGAAGCUACUCAUUGAUGUUAUUGGAAAAGAUAAAGUGAUGCUGGGAACAGACUAUCCAUUCCCUCUGGGUGAGCUGCAGCCUGGAUCACUGAUUGAGUCGAUGGAUGAAUUUGAUGACAAAUUAAAGGAUAACUUGCUUGUUGGAAACGCGCUGGAGUUUUUGGGCCUAAAACGAGAGCAAUUCCAGUAACAUGAAACUCAUACAACUGCUACAUAAUCAAUGAAUCAACGUGAUUCAUAACUGAUUUAAGAAAAUGUUGAAUUUGCUUGAAUAGUAGCUAGAACUACGAGGAUAAUAAAAGUUUACCCGCA
Notolabrus celidotus (New Zealand spotty) is the source of this 1289-nucleotide messenger RNA. It is a transcript of the gene acmsd, whose product is annotated as aminocarboxymuconate semialdehyde decarboxylase. Gene Ontology annotation, biological process: secondary metabolic process. Gene Ontology annotation, cellular component: cytoplasm; cytosol. Lineage: Eukaryota; Metazoa; Chordata; Actinopteri; Labriformes; Labridae. The record is from RefSeq and is a predicted model, not a curated record. The transcript has 9 exons. Gene Ontology annotation, molecular function: carboxy-lyase activity; hydrolase activity. The coding region runs from base 271 to 1167 and encodes 298 amino acids.